Dromaius novaehollandiae (emu) is the source of this 8970-nucleotide messenger RNA. RefSeq names its product zinc finger protein 644 (gene ZNF644). Bases 455 to 4489 code for a protein of 1344 amino acids. The transcript has 8 exons. NCBI's taxonomy places the organism in Eukaryota, Metazoa, Chordata, Aves, Casuariiformes, Dromaiidae. Gene Ontology annotation, cellular component: nucleus. The record is from RefSeq and is a predicted model, not a curated record. Gene Ontology annotation, molecular function: RNA polymerase II cis-regulatory region sequence-specific DNA binding; DNA-binding transcription factor activity, RNA polymerase II-specific. Gene Ontology annotation, biological process: regulation of transcription by RNA polymerase II.
CCCGGCCUCCCCUCGGCCUGCCUCCGGCGGCGGCGCGGCCCCGCGCCCCUCCGCGAGCCGGCGAGCGGCCUGCCCGGUGCCCCGGCCGGGCCGGACACAAAGGGCUGCGCUGAGGAGGGCUCUGCGCGGUCACAUGAAGCGGCGCAGCCAGUGAGCGCGGAGCUGGGGGGGGAGCGGGCCGCCGCCAUUGCCAGGCGCGGAGGAGCUGGGCAGCCCGGCGUCGCCUCGGUGGGCCCAGCGGCGCGGGAGAGCCGCCCGGGGCCGGGCCGCCCGCAGCGCGCCGCCGUGGGGAGCCAGGUUUGUGUUAAUGUGGAAGUGGAUCUCACAGCUUAAUGCAAAUAAAACUAAGGAAGAAAAGGAUGUCAGACAUGGUCUUCCUUGGUUUUGACGAAGGACCAUUGCGAGGAGCCCUGGACACUUGUUUAUAAAUGUACUUAAUGGACAGACCAGCAGUAUGGAUGAUUUGGAAAUAAAUCCUGAAGUCACUGGUGCUAAAGAAGAAAUCCUAUGUGAUGAUAAUUUCGUAUCUGAGGAAGACAGUGGCAUUCCUAAACCACAAGAGAGUGACACGUCAUUUCAGAAGAACAAUACAUUGACUCUGUCUGAGGAGCUCUCAAGGGACAGAUCUGAAAAAGCCUUAAGUGGAGGCCAGACUUCUUUAUUUAUUCACACUGGUGCUCCUACUGUUUCUAGUGAAAACUUUAUCUUGCCUAGAGGAACUGCUGUUAAUGGACCAGUUUCACACUCCACCUCAACCAAGACUUCCAAUAUGAAUAAAGGCAGUGUUUCGUUAACCACUGGACAGUCUGUAGGUCGUCAUACAGAUUCUUGCUCAACUUUGACAGUGGUUCAUGAUCUUCAGCUGCCUGCAAAGAGUACAACGCAGACAUCAAGUCAGCACCAAGUUUUAUUUUUGUUACCUGAUGUAGCACAUGCUAAGAACCUGACUCAUUCCAUUAAAAAUCUACCUACCUCUGCUUCAAUUGGUUGUGAUUCACCGAAAUCAGUAGGAAAUAGUGUAGACAGCACUUUAGUAGGCGAAGUAGAAGUUUGUGAGGAUGAUAAAAAUUUACUAGUAAAAGAUGAUUGUGUUGACACAUUAACAGGUGUUUCCUCAGGUACAAGUGGUUUCAGAUCAGGAUGUGAUCCCAGCUGGGAUCCUCAAAAAGAGUUUAUACAGUUUCUUAUGACAAAUGAAGAAACAAUAGAGAAGUCUCCCAUUCACUGUAAAGUAGGUCUAGAAAAAAAGAGAAAACGAAAAAUGGAUGUUAGCAAAAUAACACGCUAUACUGAAGACUGUUUUAGUGAUACCAGUUAUAUUCCCAGUAAAUCAAAAUUACUAAAUGUUGACUUCUUAGAGCAGAAUGAGGAGCUACAAAUAAUAGAACCACAAAGAUAUUCAUUGAGUAAAGUAAAGCCCGAAUCAACAGAUGAAGAGUUGGAAGCUGUUGAUGCUAUUCAGCAGCUGAUUUAUAGUCCUGCUAGUAACUGUGCAGAAGAUGCUUCUCCUGUUCACACUAGCACUUUUCUUUCCAAUACUUUAAAAAAUAAAUGUGAACAGAAUGAUUCUGAAUCACCAUCUACUUUCAGUACUGAUGAACCAUCAUUUUAUCCCUGUACAAAGUGCAAUGUGAAUUUUAGGGAGAAGAAACAUCUGCAUAGGCAUAUGAUGUACCAUUUAGAUGGGAAUAGUCAUUUCCGACAUCUCAAUGUCCCCAGGCCCUAUGCAUGUAGGGAAUGUGGACGGACAUUUCGAGAUCGUAAUUCACUUCUUAAACAUAUGAUAAUUCACCAGGAAAGAAGGCAGAAACUGAUGGAAGAAAUCCGUGAGUUGAAAGAACUUCAGGAUGAGGGUAGGAGUGCACGGUUACAGUGCCCACAGUGUGUAUUUGGUACCAAUUGUCCCAAAACGUUUGUGCAGCAUGCAAAGACCCAUGAAAAAGAUAAAAGAUAUUAUUGCUGUGAGGAAUGCAAUUUCAUGGCUGUGACAGAAAAUGAACUGGAAUGCCAUCGAGGGAUUGCUCAUGGAGCAGUAGUCAAAUGUUCAAUUAUCGGUAGCGACAUAUCCCAGAGGAAAACACAGAAAAAAGCAUCCAUGAAAGAUCCAUAUUUAGGAUCCUCAAAAAAGUCAUCAACGUACAUGUGUAAGAUGUGUCCGUUUACUACAUCAGCUAGAAGCAUUUUAAAAAAACACAUGGAAUAUUUGCAUCCAACAUCAUGCAUUGAUCCCUUUGGUAGCCAUCUUAGAUUAGAAAAAAGAAAAGGCAGCAUAAUUGAAGAAUCUUUAGAUUUUGGUAGCAGGACAAAACAGUUGAUCAAACAAUCUUCUACUUUUCCAAAGAACUCUGUUUUAAAACAGGAUGUAAAAAGAUCAUUUGGCUCUACUUCACAGUCCAGUAACUUCACAAAACUUCACAAGAGACCCUACAGGAUACAGAAGGCUCGGAAAAGCGUUUCGCAGUCAGCUGUAAGUGUGUGCAAUCUAAAUUCUACAAACAAGACCUUUUUGAUUAGAAAUAGCAAUGACCAGAAACCUAAGUAUUUUCAUCAAGCAGCAAAGCAGAAAGCUAGUGUCAAAACAAGCAGUAAUUAUUUGUAUAGAAACAAAUAUGAAAACUACAGGAUGAUUAAAAAAUCUAGUGACUCUUAUCCUUUACAUUUAAAAAAGGAAGAGUCCAGCUCUGUCGGUUCUUUACAUUUGUUUUCUUCGUCAAAUAGUCCCCAUAAUAAUUGUUUUGUCAUGGAUUCAAAUAAUCUUGAUUGCAAAAGGGCAGAAGGCUAUAAAGAUCGUAGGCAUGUAGCUGUUAAAAGAGUGGUUAAAGAAUCCAAGAGGGAAGGCUCUGUUACAGGAGAUGAUUUGGAUUGCUAUCCAGAUUUUCUGCAUAAAAUGACUGUUGUUGUUUUACAGAAACUUAACUCUGCUGAAAAAAAAGACAGCUAUGAAACGGAGGAUGAAAGUUCAUGGGAUAAUGUUGAACUAUGUGAUUACACUACACAAUCUGUGGAGGAUGAAUCUUACAGUGAUAUUAAUCAGGAGCAUGUAAACCUAUUCCCCAUAUUCAAAGGUAAAAUGGAAGAUCAUGAAGCUGGUGAUAAAUCUUCACUUAGUUAUGAGCAGAAUGAUGGCUUUUAUUUUGAGUAUUAUGAAGAUGCUGAGGGUAGUAACUUCCUGCAUGAUUUGCAUGAUCCUCAGAAUUUAGAAAAUGUAGGAUCGGCAUUGCCAAAGCAUAAUUCAGUUUUCCAUUGGACUGAUUUGUCGCUUGAAAAGAAGUCCUGCCCAUAUUGUCCAGCAACAUUUGAAACAGGUGUUGGCUUGUCCAAUCAUGUCCGAGGACAUCUUCACAGAGCUGGAUUAAGCUAUGAAGCCCGUCAUGUUGUUUCACCAGAACAGAUAGCAACAAGUGACAAAAUGCAACAUUUUAAAAGAACUGGAACAGGAACUCCUGUUAAACGUGUUAGAAAAGCAAUUGAGAAAUCUGAAACUUCCUCUGAGCAUACAUGUCAGCUCUGCGGAGGCUGGUUCGAUACUAAAAUUGGAUUGUCUAAUCAUGUGCGAGGACACCUGAAGAGGCUUGGCAAAACCAAGUGGGAUGCACACAAGUCUCCAAUCUGUGUUCUGAAUGAGAUGAUGCAAAAUGAAGAGAAGUAUGAAAAAAUCCUAAAGGCUUUGAACAGUCGCCGCAUUAUUCCCAGACCGUUUGUUGCUCAGAAAUUUGCAUCAAAUGAUGACUUUUUAUCUCAGAAUGUUAUACCUCUUGAAGCAUACCAUAAUGGCCUAAAGACUGAAGAUACAUCUGUGUCUGCAUCAGAGGAAGAAGGGCUGAGUUUCCUAAAUGAAUGUGAUGAAACAAAAGCAGUACUACAUGAUGAAAAAAAAAAUCAGUCACUUACACUGAUAGAACUUCUGAAAAACAAAAGGUUAGGAGAAGAAAGGAAUCCUGAUAUUUCUCCUCAAAAGAUUCAUAAUCAAACUGCAAGAAAGAGGUUUGUUCAGAAAUGUGUUCUUCCAUUAAAUGAAGACAGUCCAUUGAUGUAUCAGCCGCAAAAAAUGGACUUGACUAUGCAGUCAGGUAUGCCUGUGAAGCUUAGAACGUGUGUGCAUUGCAAUACGACGUUUACAAGUGCUGUUAGCCUGUCCAACCACUUACGCGCUUAUGCACGAAAGAAGAGUGCUGGACUUUUGACUGGGACAGCUUUAGACUGUAAGCAAAAGAAGUCAAGGUCAAGAUCUGGAAGCAAGAAAAAAAUGCUGCCAUUACCUCAUAGUGCUGAUGAAGUUUACAUACUCAGAUGCAGGUUUUGUGGUCUGGUCUUUCGAGGACCUUUGUCUGUUCAAGAAGACUGGAUAAAGCACUUGCAGCGACACAUCGUCAACGCAAAUCUUCCACGGACUGGAGCUGGCAUGGUUGAAGUCACAUCACUACUUAAAAAGCCUGCUUCAAUUACUGAAACUUCAUUUUCUUUACUGAUGGCAGAAGCAGCAUCAUAGAACAAGGAAACAUUUUAAAUUUGAAUUGGAUGUAAAUUUGAAAUACUUUGUCAUUUUUUAAAAAUAAAUUGCUACACUAAAUUAUGUUUAUAAAUCAUAAAGACAGAAAAAUAAAGUGGAUUACAGUAACAUCAAAAAUUGAAUACUUAACAGUUACAGUAAGUAGUCUUUAUAUUUUAUAUAGGGUGGAAGAUGUGUUUUUAAGGUUUAUUAUGUUUUUGUCAGUUACCGUGUUCACUAUCAAUACAAGACCAUUACAUGUAUGGCAGCCACUUUUAAAUUGUUGCACAUGGGUACUUAAAGACGGAUUUUAAUAAAAUUAAAAAAAAAAAAAGAAACCAUGUUCUCUGCAGUGUUACCCAAAUCAAGGCUCUGUUUAUUCCAAAAAGAAUUACAUAGUAAAAUAAGAUAUUAUUAUAUUUUGUUUGUAUGUAUGUAGUGUUUUGUAUAAUACCAAGAACUGCUAAUACAAUUUACUCAACUUAGGGCAUUAAAUAUCAUGUACUUCAUAGUUCAAGAGACUGUUUCAUUCAAAUAGGGCAAUUAGUACUAUUCUAUCUAGGUGUGUAAGUGUUUUUGUUUUUUUAAUCACAUGAGGCUUUUUGUACUAAAAAGUGGAGGGAAACUUGUUUAAACAAAUUUCUAAGAGAAAUAUGUACAUAAUACUGGAAAUUUGUGGUAAGGAAAUAUUCUUUACUUCAGUUGCAUUUCUCACUGACAAUAAAGUGGUGCAUCCAUGCUACCUCCUACUUGUCAACAAAGAUGGUAUUUACCCUUAUGUUUUUGUAUCAUAGUAGAUUCAAAUACAACUUUCUUUAUUACAAAGCAUCUUUUUGUUAACAAGUUUGUUUCUUUAUGAUGAUUUACUUAAAGUCUGACUUGCUUACAGAAGUUUGCCUCUCUACUAUUUUAUUUAACACUGUAGAAAUGUACUAAUAAGCAUUGCUCACUACAUGGUUUAGAGUAGACUUUUCAUUUAUAAUUCUGUUAAAAGGUUGAUCAUUUUAGAAAAUUCAAACACAUUGAAAUGUUUCUACAUAUGAAGAGAAUGUUUACAACUUAAAUUUUAGAGCUUGUUUUGGAUGUGAUUAUAUGUAUGAAAACUGUAACACUAUGCUCAUGCUAAGGACCUACUUACAGAAUUACUGAAAUAAAUGUGCUGUGAGGAUGGAAAUAUGGUGCAGGUGUCUUGGUCAUGAUGAAUUGUGUUUGUUCACUUAAACUGUCUUCAGAACAUGAUUUUUGUUUAAAUCAUAAAUCAGAUUCCUCUGCAAAUCAAUUUUGUAUGCAAGUAACAUUUCAUUUUGCUCAUAUAGGGUAACUAAUACUGUAGUUAAGCCAAGGAUAUGCAUUGAUAUUUUCUUUAUAUGUAAAUAAAGUUAAAAGCAGUUAAAACAAGAGGAGUAUUUUGGUAGAGUAUAUACAUACCUCACUGCCAGUGAAAUUGCUUUCCUAUGGUAUAUCUCCUUACCAGAAAAAUCUCUAAAUAAAAAGGUUUAAAGAAAAUCUAAAUGUCUAUAAUGUGAAGCAUUUAUUUGCAUUGUGUGAAUUAAGUUUGUGAAAUUGAUUUGUCUUGCUUGAGAUUAGAAUCGUCUCAUGAUCUUAAGUAAAAAUAUUUACUUGCAAUAAAAUGACGUGUUCACAGAUGCAUUACAGUUGAUUGGAAAAUAUGAAUAAAUAUCUGUCUUCCUGUAUGUAUACAGUUAAGAGUUAAUGCGUAGGACUUGUUAACAUUCUGGAAAAAUUAGAUGAGCCAGCAAUACAUGGUUGUACAUGAUAGUCCUGAGACAAGGGCAUCCUAUCUCUAUCAAGAUCUUUAGUACUAUGAGGGGUUUUACUCUGCAAGUUGCUACAGAUAACUUGAGGUUUGUUGUCCAAUUAUAUCCCUACUUUUUAAAUGGAAAAUGCACAUGAGUACACUUAAGGGCUGGGGAAGAAAUGGCUUUAGAAAUAUUGGGAUAGAUGACUAGUAUGUUGCAGUGUAUUGCAGACAAGUGAUAUGCGAGCAACUAAAAACUUGUCCCGCAAUCUUCUACAAAUCUAGAUGAUGUGAAGAUGGAAGAUUUGCAGCAAUAUGUUGAAAUGGAUAGAAGAUAGAGGGGAAGUGAUCAGAUCGCCUCAAAUGUUCAUAAUGCUUUAAUAGAGUGCUUGUUUACUCUUCUCACCAAAAAAGGUGCUUGUGAGAGCACCAUGUUCUGUGGCUGGUUAAGAGAUGAAAAAUUCAAUUAAGUGCAAAUGAUUUUAUUUAUAUAUAUAUAUGUAUAUAUAUAUGCCAUAUCAUGCAGAGUUUAGCAGCAACAAACUUGACUAGGUUUAUAAUAAUAAAUUUAGUGAAUUUAAUUUAAUUCAUUAAACCCAAUAGUGAAUUACUAUGUGUAAUGCUAAACAUGUAAGGUUGCAUCUGAAGAGCAUGAAGCUCUAAUCCUGAUUAUAGCUUCCAAAAUGAGAUUCUUUGAUUAGGAUCAGCUGUUCUCAGUGGCAGGCUCUCUGAGUGGGUGCAUCAGUGCUGCCUGGGUUUUUUAGCCAUGUGCUUUUGUUGAUGUCCUGCUAUGCUUGCAUCAGAUGCUUGCCAAUAUACGAAGUGUGCAGAAAAGUCGUGGAACUAUUCAGAUCAUUAAAUUAGUUCAUAUAUGGGUUGAAUGGUCUUUUUUUUAAAAAAAAAAGUCCAUUUAAGCUUUCUUUAGCCUAUAGGCCUCAAGUGGGGAUUUUUUUUCUUGGUUUCUGUUGCUUGGAAAUGUAAGUCUUCUCUCAGUACCUACUAGUAGAUAUAAAACUAGAGUUACGGAGAUUCUAAAUCUUGUAGAACAGAGGUAAUUAAAUCAGUCACUUUUUAUUAUAUUACUCUAACGUGUGGCAUAUUUAGACCUUGGAACUAGUGACUUGAUUUUUCUGAGGAGUCUUGUAUUUACUGCAGAUGCUGGAGAGGCUUAAUGGAAGUCUGUGCUAAAGGGCUGGACAGUUGGAAUUGCACAUAUAAACGCCAGUGUUAAAAAUCUGUUCAACUUAGCUAUAUUGUUUUGGGUUAAAAACAACAGUGGUGUGGUGUUUGGUGCCUUUUCUGUUAGUUUUUUUUCAUUAUUACAAUCUUCUGUCAUUCUGGAGUUGCACUUCGGCUAUCUAGCCUAGUUCCUGGUAAAGCUGUGGUAAGUAGCUGCCUCUGGAAAAUUAUAAAAGGAUUUGGGGGAUUUUUAGACAAGUCUGGUGAAGUGUAGUUCAACCCCUGCAUUUUGUAAGAAGAAUCUCUAUAUCCUCUAGCUCCAGUACUAUUUUCAAAUAGCCUUUUUUAAAAGAAAACCUAAAAUUAAAGCUCUAUCUGCAUUUCUUGAAGAGAGAUUUCUGCAGAACUUUUGGAAAGCAACUUGAAAGUACCUUUGGCCCCUGCUGCUGAAUGGUAAUGCGUUCAGGCUGUAUGCAUAGAAAGCUAGAGAGCGAGGCAAGUAGAUCAUGAGUGUCCCUGGGCAUUUACUCCUUUUUGCCAUAUACUGCUUCAGUUGGAUCGUGUGAACGCAUUAGGUGGGCUGUAUCCACAAGCCUAGGAUGUCCUGCUCUGUCUGCAGAUCUAGCUUAGGCGUGCUUGCCCAGGGCUCACCUUGGCCUGCCAGAGGUGCUAGGAAACAGAUCACUCUUCUUCAUGGGAGAUGAUGUGAAGGUGACCUUGUGUUAGCCUUGUUUCUGUGUUAGUUGCUAUUGUAGUAAAAGCUAUCGGGCAGUGAGAGCAAGCACCUUACCUUUGCAAAGACGGGGAUUUUAACAGACGGGUUUUAUGUCCUGGACCAGACUUUUUGCAGUUGAGCUGUAUGCCUAAACAAAGUCCUACCUUUUCAGCUAUGCUCAGGAAAAUCACCGAGGUCUGUCAGGUAAGUGCGUUGCAGGAAGAACAUGAAUCAGGGCUUAGAGAUGUGCAUACAUCCAAAGUUUUGAAAAUUCAGCUUCACAUGGCGGUUCCUAUGAAGCAUGUGACACUAAAUCUUUUCCUGAGCCACUUACAACUGUAGAGCAUCUUGCAUUUCAGUAAUGCUUUAAAAGGGUUAUUAAUUAUAUCUCUACAUGAUUCUGAAAAUCUAUAGAAGCUAGAGACCAUGUGGGCUGAACAAGUGUGGAAAAUUAACAGUGAAUAACAAGUACUUGCUUUUAACUAAAUCAUAAGGACCAUGAAAGAGGCCCAUUUAGUCAAGGGCUUAUAGUUAACAGAAUUUUCACUUUUAUCACAAUAGUUAAUGGGUCGAAUAUUUAAGCAUCAGUUUCAUAUUCCCAAAAUUGGUUUAUAAAGUUUUAACUUUGUUUUUAAAAAACUUACCUUCUUAGGGUAGUAUUUAUUAAGAGGUAGACUGCAUUAUGGUUUCAGAUACUCUGAUCCACCACGCUUUCUUUGUAGGUGGUGUUGCCUGAUAAAUGGUUAGCAAUUUCAAUGUAACAGAAACAUUUUGGCCAUGGUGCCUGGUCUGUAAUCUCUUGCAAUAAAGUGUUUCUUUUUAACCCUG